Sorex fumeus (smoky shrew) is the source of this 5565-nucleotide messenger RNA. RefSeq names its product zinc finger MYM-type containing 3 (gene ZMYM3). The record is from RefSeq and is a predicted model, not a curated record. Gene Ontology annotation, molecular function: zinc ion binding. The transcript has 25 exons. NCBI's taxonomy places the organism in Eukaryota, Metazoa, Chordata, Mammalia, Eulipotyphla, Soricidae. The coding region runs from base 153 to 4289 and encodes 1378 amino acids.
UGUGAGCGGCGCUGCCAUUUAAAGGGGCCGCGACCCCUGUCCCGGCUGCUAGGGAGGGAGGUGGAGAAGGAGCGCGGGGCUGUUCGCUGUCUGCAGUUCUAGGCUUGUAACCGGUACACUAACCCUGCCGCAGCCCUUAUCCAGCCAUCCUCAUGGACCCCGGCGAUUUUCCCAGUCCAUUUGACCCUUUGACCCUGCCGGACAAGCCGCUGGCUGGAGACCUUCCAGUGGACAUGGAGUUUGGAGAAGAUCUACUGGAAUCCCAGACCGCCCCAAGUCGAGGAUGGGCCCCCACUGGCCCUUCACCCUCCUCAGGAGCUCUCGACCUGCUUGAUACUCCUGCUGGCUUGGAAAAAGACCCUGGAGUUCUGGAUGGAGCCACUGAGCUGCUGGGGCUGGGGGGGCUGCUGUACAAAGCCCCCUCUCCUCCAGAGGUGGAACACAGUUCCGAGGGUGCCCUUGUGUGGGGUACAGGGGAGCACACACUAGAGCCUGGACCAGAUGGCCAGCCUCCUGAGGUGUUGCCCCCUGAUCCAGGGGCUGGAGCGAAUCCCUCGUCACCAGAGGGGCUACUCGAGCCUUUGGUUUCCGAUUCCCCAAUAACCCUGCAGUCUCCCCAUAUUGACGACGACGAGACCACUUCUAUGGAUACAGGGAGAAAGGGCUCUUCUGGGCAGGAGGAGGAACUCCCCUCCCAAGGACAGCCACAGAGCCCAAAUGCCCCCCCCAGCCCAUCAGUGGGAGACACUCUGGGGGAUGGAGUCAGCAAUUCCCAGACCAAAUCUGGAGGUCCUAGCCCCUCUGCACAACCUUCCUUGCCAGGAGAUGGCCUGACUGGGAAGGCUCCCGAGAAGCCACCUGAGAGGGUGCAGAAGAGAAGUGAACGCGUUCGGCGGGCAGAGCCUCCCAAACCCGAGGUGGUGGAUUCCACUGAGAGCAUUCCAGUGUCAGAUGAAGAUUCUGACGCCAUGGUAGAUGACCCCAAUGAUGAAGACUUUGUGCCAUUCCGGCCCCGCCGUUCUCCUCGCAUGUCCCUUCGCUCAAGCGUGGCACAGAGGGCCGGGCGCUCUUCGACAGCCACCAAGAUGACAUGUGCACAUUGCCGGACCCCGCUGCAGAAGGGGCAGACCGCCUACCAGCGCAAGGGGCUGCCUCAGCUCUUCUGCUCCUCAUCCUGCCUCACCACCUUCUCCAAGAAGCCCUCUGGCAAGAAGACCUGCACCUUCUGUAAGAAGGAGAUUUGGAACACCAAGGACUCAGUGGUGGCGCAGACUGGCUCUGGAGGCUCCUUCCAUGAGUUCUGCACCUCAGUCUGCCUCUCCUUGUACGAGGCCCAGCAGCAGCGCCCCAGUCCCCAGACGGGGGAUCCCGCUGAUGCCACCCGGUGCAGCAUAUGCCAGAAGACCGGAGAGGUCCUGCACGAGGUCAGCAACGGCAGCGUGGUGCACCGGCUCUGCAGCGACUCUUGCUUCUCCAAAUUCCGGGCCAACAAGGGACUGAAAACCAACUGCUGUGACCAGUGCGGGGCUUACAUCUACACCAAGACCGGGAGCGCUGGCCCUGAGCUCCUUUUCCACGAGGGCCAACAAAAGCGGUUCUGCAACACAACCUGCUUGGGGGCAUACAAGAAGAAAAACACACGUGUGUACCCAUGUGUCUGGUGCAAGACCCUGUGUAAGAACUUUGAGAUGCUAUCACAUGUGGAUCGUAAUGGCAAGACCAGCUUGUUCUGUUCCCUGUGCUGUACCACCUCUUACAAAGUGAAGCAGGCAGGGCUCACUGGCCCUCCCCGACCCUGCAGCUUCUGCCGCCGCAGCCUCUCUGACCCCUGUUACUACAACAAGGUUGAUCGCACAGUCUACCAAUUCUGCAGCCCCAGCUGCUGGACCAAGUUCCAGCGUGCAAGCCCCGAGGGGGGCAUUCACCUGAGCUGUCACUACUGCCACAGCCUCUUCAGUGGCAAGCCUGAGGUCUUGGACUGGCAGGACCAGGUGUUUCAGUUCUGCUGCCGAGAUUGCUGUGAGGACUUCAAGCGUCUCAGGGGUGUGGUGUCCCAGUGUGAGCAUUGCCGGCAGGAGAAACUCCUGCACGAGAAGCUUCGAUUCAGUGGGGUGGAGAAAAGCUUCUGCAGUGAAGGCUGUGUGCUGCUCUACAAACAGGACUUCACUAAGAAGCUGGGGCUGUGCUGUAUCACAUGCACUUACUGCUCUCAGACUUGCCAGCGUGGGGUCACGGAGCAGCUGGAUGGCAGUGCCUGGGACUUCUGCAGCGAGGACUGUAAGAGCAAGUACCUGCUGUGGUACUGCAAGGCUGCCAGGUGCCAUGCCUGUAAACGCCAGGGAAAGCUACUGGAGACCAUCCACUGGCGCGGGCAGAUCCGUCAUUUCUGCAACCAGCAGUGUCUGCUGCGCUUCUAUAGCCAGCAGAACCAACCCAACAUGGAUACACAGAGUGGGCCCGAGAGCCUCCUGAACAGUCAGUGUUCUGAGUCAAAGCCCCAGACCCCCUUGCAAACCAAAGUGGAGAAUAGCAACACAGUGAAGACCUCGGAGGUACAAGUGAACCUGAACAAGAUCCCUACAAAGACCCGCUUGACUUCGGCUGUUUCCACUCCUCCACCACCUCCGCCCCCAGCCACCCCUCGCAAAAACAAAGCUGCCAUGUGUAAGCCACUGAUGCAGAACCGGGGGGUCUCCUGCAAGGUGGAGAUGAAGUCCAAAGGGAUUCAGACAGAAGAGUGGAAACCACAAGUGAUUGUGCUGCCAAUCCCAGUGCCCAUCUUUGUGCCAGUGCCUAUGCAUCUGUACUGCCAGAAAGUCCCGGUGCCUUUCUCAAUGCCUAUCCCGGUGCCUGUGCCUAUGUUCCUGCCUACUACCUUGGAGAGCACAGACAAGAUCGUGGAGACCAUUGAGGAGCUGAAGGUGAAGAUCCCCUCGAAUCCCUUAGAGGCCGACAUCCUGGCUAUGGCAGAGAUGAUUGCAGAGGCUGAAGAAUUAGACAAGGCCUCAUCUGACCUUUGUGAUCUUGUGAGCAACCAGAGUGCAGAGGGACUUCUAGAAGACUGUGACCUGUUCGGACCAGCCCGAGAUGAUGUCCUGGCCAUGGCUGUUAAGAUGGCCAAUGUCUUGGAUGAACCUGGACAAGACUUGGAGGCGGAUUUCCCCAAGAGUGAGCACUCCCAAGAUCCUUUGGACAUUAACCCCAGCGUGGACUUCCUCUUUGAUUGUGGCCUAGUGGGACCUGAGGACGUGCCUACUGAACAAGAGCUUCCCCGAACCAUGAGGAAGGGUCAAAAGCGGCUGGUGCUUUCAGAGAGUUGUUCCCGGGACUCUAUGAGCAGCCAACCUAGCUGUACUGGACUCAACUAUUCCUAUGGAGUAAAUGCUUGGAAGUGCUGGGUGCAGUCGAAAUAUGCCAAUGGAGAAACCAGCAAGGGGGAUGAGCUGCGCUUUGGCCCCAAGCCUAUGAGGAUCAAAGAGGAUAUUCUGGCCUGUUCAGCUGCUGAGCUCAAUUAUGGACUUGCCCAGUUUGUGAGAGAAAUUACCCGGCCCAAUGGUGAAAGAUAUGAGCCUGACAGCAUCUACUAUCUGUGUCUUGGUAUCCAACAGUACUUGCUGGAAAAUAACCGAAUGGUGAACAUUUUCACGGACCUUUACUACCUGACUUUCGUUCAAGAACUCAACAAGUCUCUGAGUACCUGGCAGCCCACGCUCCUCCCUAACAAUACAGUGUUCACCCGGGUGGAGGAAGAGCACCUCUGGGAGUGUAAGCAGCUCGGGGUCUACUCACCCUUCGUCUUGCUCAACACCCUCAUGUUCUUCAACACUAAGUUCUUUGGGCUGCAGACAGCUGAAGAGCACAUGCAGCUCUCUUUCUCCAAUGUGGUGCGACAGUCCCGCAAGUGUACCACCCCUCGGGGUACCACCAAGGUGGUGAGCAUCCGCUACUAUGCACCUGUCCGCCAGAGGAAAGGGCGAGACACAGGCCCUGGGAAACGGAAGAGAGAAGAUGAUGCUCCUAUCUUAGAGCAGCGUGAGAACCGCAUGAAUCCCCUGCGCUGCCCUGUCAAGUUCUAUGAGUUCUAUCUCUCCAAAUGUCCUGAAAGCCUCCGGUCACGCAACGAUGUGUUCUAUCUGCAACCUGAGCGAUCGUGCAUCGCUGAGUCGCCUCUCUGGUAUUCCGUGAUCCCUAUGGACCGCAGCAUGUUGGAGAGCAUGCUUAAUCGCAUUCUCGCCGUGCGUGAGAUAUACGAGGAGCUGGGUCGUCCGGCGGACGAAGACCUGGACUGAGCCCUCGCAUUCGCUGGCACCAACUUUCACACCGUUGUCUGUCCUGUGACCAUGCCACCCGAGGCCACUGGCCCAGGAACCAACAGUUUCGAAGGGCCCUCACUGCCCUUUUCUGCUCAUCCAUUCCCUGCCCUCCCUAGGAACCUCUGGCUUUUACCUCUUUCCAUACCACUUGAUACCCACAGGGCCCCAGUCCUCUGCGCUGAAGGGGGCUGGUCCCACUGAUGGGCAAAUCCCCAGGUAGGCCAUUUUUGAUGUUUCAGAGUAAAAGCCCUUUUCAUGGGCAUACUCUGGGUGGCGUGUUCAUAGCUCUCACUAUCCUGUUGGCUCUGGGGUUCCCAACGCAUCCCAUGUAAGUAAAAUCCCUUGUUUCCUGGUUUGAGCAAGGGAACAAUCCAGCUGCCUUCUCUGUCCUGUGCCCAAUCUCUUCUCUCCUCUUCCCUUGUUCACGCUACUCAGUGGUCUGCGUUGAAAGGGAUAAAAGUAAUGAGGGGAUCAUUUACUUCAUACACAGAGCUUAGCCCACCCUUCCUGUGAGAUCACUGGUUCUUGGACUCCCCUCACCUCCUUGUUCCCCUUCCUCACCCCUGCAAGCAGUCACUCGUUUGUGCUGCAGUUAAAAAUGCUUUUGUUCUCCCUCAAGGCAGAGAAUGACUUUAAAUAUGGGGAGUAGAUUUCUGUCCCCUUGGUAUGUGUUGUCUAUCUCUGCCGUGUUAGGUUGGCAUGAGCCUUGGUGUCAACAUGCAUAGCCUCCUCUGUAACUGCCUCCCUUUAGUUCAGUGAACAGACUUCCCAAGGCAAAAACUAUCUUCUGACUUGGGCUGGGGCUUGGUUGCCCUCUCUUGUUCUUUCUUCCCUUUCCUGCCCUCUCCCACCCCCCAUUGUAAGAGCUAGGCCAUGUCUGGGGCCCCUGGGUCAUGCUGGAUCUUAUCUGUGGUCAAAAGAAAGGUUUGAGGGGCUGUGAGCUUGGGUCCUGCACCCAAGGCCCACAUCUUGUGUGUCCCUCAUCUUGCCCGUGUACUUCCAGAAGGUGCAAAGUGACCGGCAGGGGAGGGGGUUCCCAGUUUCCCUGUUGGCUUUGCUGUUUCCCUGCCUCCUUUUUUGUGUUUUUAUAACUGUCAUCGGUUUAGCCACUGUUUAAAUUGUACAUAUUGUUCUCAGGUGCCUGGCCUGUCCCUUCAGUGAGCCAUGCCCGCCCUUGUGUUGUAGUGAGAAGCUGUUGUCACGACUAACUUGUCUCUGAAAAUUGUUUGUUUCCAAUAAAGAGUUCAAAUGG